This is a messenger RNA of Uranotaenia lowii, 1933 nucleotides long. RefSeq lists its product as uncharacterized. The transcript is spliced from 5 exons. Bases 82 to 1149 code for a protein of 355 amino acids. Gene Ontology annotation, cellular component: cytosol. The record is from RefSeq and is a predicted model, not a curated record. Lineage: Eukaryota; Metazoa; Arthropoda; Insecta; Diptera; Culicidae.
GCACGGUUAUAUGAUGCAACCGUAGCUCGCUUUUUGUUAUUUUUGGAAAUUUUCACGUUUUCCUUUAUCUUUUCCAUCAAAAUGAAUGACGAUGUUGAUGGAAAUCUCCUGAUGGAGGUGGGUAACUGCUUGUCUCAGUUCGAUAGCAAUGUUUCUGCGCUGCUUCAAAUACUAAACCACGUGACAUCUGAAACGGCUGAGUACCGACUGUUGCAAGAUGAUAUCCGUCGAUUGGAAUCGGCUAGCCAGAUUAUGUGCACUUCUUUGGAUCGAACCUUCACAAUAAUUUCCACCGUUGUUAAUGAUAUAACGGACAAAACUGACGAAAAUCAGCGCUUGAAAGUUCAGCUUAGGAACGCGGACCAAAAAUUGAACUCACAAGAGAGACGCAUCGCUGAGUUGGAGAGCCAACAAGCAACUAUUAAACAAACCUUCCUUAGCCAGGCCCUGGGACAGUUCGAGUCUGUUUCCUGGAUCGGUUGCACCAUGGGAGCGUUGCUGUGGAAGUUGUGCAAAAAUCACGAUAGCGUUAAGUCCACCAUUGGAACGGACUGCUUGCGAGAUUUCCUCGGGUUGGCCAACUGCGUGCUGAGUAGCUUUGUAGCACGCCAGUCUUCCGGUUUGCAAAUAUCACCCGAAACGGAUGACUAUAACUUCCUGGCAUCGAUCUGUGGGGUUCUCACAAAUGUGGCAGCCUUCCCGGAAGGUAGAGUUCACUUGUCCGGAGAAACGGAUGGGCUACUUUUGGUAAACAGUUUGCUUCAUGCUAUGGACCUGUUCCAGAUGCCAGGCGGCCGAGUGUUGAAGCGAAUGUCUUUGACAUUCGUUUACAAUAUUUGUUUGGAGGAGAACGGAGCGCGUUUUGUUAUGAGUGACGAAAAUCGACUGAAAAACGUUAUCAAAUGUUUAAACCCUACCAAUACCGAGGACAUUCUGGCACUCUCAAUCGGUCUGUUAAUAAGAUUGAUCAAAAGUGCACCAGACUAUCGAGAGCGAGCGGAAAUAUCGCAUAAAAUACCGAAAGCAAUCGUCAAGCAGAUUGUCCGAAUCAACAAUCAACAGCUCAAAGAAACGGCUGAACAUUUGGUGGAACUCAUAGAGUACGAUUGGGUUGAAGCAGCGAUACGAAAAAUGAAACAAUCCAUUUGAAGUUGAACGUUAUAGUAGGUAUAUAUUCUGUUUCUCUUACUUAUAUUUCUCACAUAAUGGCGGAAUAACUGCGUAUUUGGCGCAAAGGUCCGAGUGACCUUUAAUUACUCCGAUUUUUAUCUGACUAAUAGUUAGUUUUUUGCUAAUAACCAAUUGCUUCUUCUUUCCAAUUAUUUGAGGAAACAGUUUAAGCGUAGAAGCGUAGCUAAAAUAGAAGAUUCAAAAUAUUAUUAAACCUCCCUCAAAAAACUAUCCUUCUAACUUACUCUUUCAAUUUGAUAACUUGAUGUUUGGAAAACUGGGUGCUGAAUACAAGGUCGUACAAAGCAUUUCCGGAAGCGUAUCGUUUGAUUGCCAAAAAGAAUGCUUCCAGAGGAAUCUUUUGCGGACCUUGUGGUUCCUCGACAGCUCCAAGACCAGAUUUGUCCGUCUUCUUUUUGACUCCUAUCGGUUCCAAAAUGCCAUUCUCGCUGGCACCCAGGGAGCCACCGGUCCAACCUUGCUUCUGAAGCAUCUGGAAACCAAUGUUCCCCUCCUUUAGGGCAUUGUCCUUGAACUUGUGUUUAUCAUUCGGCUGAUUUGCUAUUAUCUUUUGGAAAACAUUUCUUCGAGUGUGAAAUUCCUUCAAUCUCUGAAAAGAUGAAAAAUGUUCAAAUUAUGAAAUAGUAUAUUUUCAUAAAUCCUUCCAAACCUUGACGGUGUAGCAAUAGUAGUUUAGGAUUUCCACCAACUUGUUACGAGCUUUGGUGUGUGCUUCUUGUUGUUCUCCAGAGGCCUGGCAGAU